Helobdella robusta is the source of this 498-nucleotide messenger RNA. RefSeq lists its product as hypothetical. Bases 1 to 498 code for a protein of 165 amino acids. NCBI's taxonomy places the organism in Eukaryota, Metazoa, Annelida, Clitellata, Rhynchobdellida, Glossiphoniidae. The record is from RefSeq and is a predicted model, not a curated record. The transcript has a single exon.
AUGUAUUUCCAAGAAGGGAUGAUUCUGACGAAGUUGCGCAUAAAUUAUUCAACAGAACGGCGUCGUAUGAAAAUUGUCAAAUUCGAAACUCCAAAUCCGACCGACAACCGACAACACAUUCUUGCUAUCAACACAUCCCUACAUUAUAACAAUAACAACAACAACAAUGGCGAUGACAAUCACAUCAACAACAAUAACCAACUAAUCGUCAAUACCGGCAAAGCUCUAGCAAGCACAUCAUCGAAAACCAUCGUCAAUACCGACAACAACGAUGCCGACUAUCCGAUCGAUAAACUCCCAUCGCCACUUAACAAUUUCUACAUUAAACAAGAUCCGUCCUGUCUCGAUACGCCACCUGAAACUCCAUCUCUAACACCAUUCCUACCGAAUCAGGGUUGUGUCGAUACCGACGGGGCUAGCGAUAUUUGGGUGAAACGGAUAAAAUCGAAUAUCACGGAUACUGCUGUAAUAACCGAUGAAGGCGUCGAAUGUGAUUAA